AUGGCGCUGGUGCAGGCCAAGCACCUCCGCAACAACCUGUUGCCUUCGGUGCAGGGGAGCCCACAGCAGGCCAUGCUGCAGGUGGGACCAAGAAACUUGAGUGUUCAAGCUCCCCUAAUGCUUUUAAUGAGUCCUGAGGGAGAAGUUUAUUGUUGUAAAUUUCACUCGAAUGGACCAACACUGGCAUCUGCAGGAUUUGAUCGAGCUGUAUUGUUUUGGAAUAUAGUAUAUGGCGACUGCAAUAAUUAUGCUACAUUGGAAGGUCACAGUGGAGCAGUGAUGGAAUUGCAUUAUAAUACAGAUGGCAGCAUGCUUUUUCCAGCAUCAACAGCCAAAACUGUGGCAGUGUGGGACAAUGAAAUGGAUGAAAGAAUCAAGAGGCUUAAAGGUUACACAUCCUUUGUGAAUUCAUGUUAUCCAGCCCGACGGGGACCACAGUUGGUCUGUGCAGGAAGCGAUGACGAAACAGUGAAUCUAUGGGACAUUCGGAAAAAGGCUGCAAUCCAUAAGUUUCAAAACAGGUACCAAGUACUGGCAGCAAUGUUUACUGACACAAGCGAUCAGAUUAUCUCAGAUGGUAUUGAUGACCGCAUUAAGGUUUGUGACCUCCGACAAAACAAGUUAAUUUGUACCAUAUGUGGUCAUACAGAUUCGGUGGCUGGUUUAACCCUGAGCGGGAUAAAAGAGAACAUCAUCAACCUCGCUGACCACAUCCUGGAAGCCGUAGAGAAGAUUCUAAGGGUCGGAGAACAGUACCGCGACUACAAUCCCUCGGGAGGAUGGUGGAUGUUCGAGGGGUGGAAUAUUAUAUGAGAAUUUUGCCAGAACAGUCUGUGACCCAUAGUGCUGUGGCCUUAGCGCUAUGUUUAAAACCCACAGCGCUGUGGCCGGUAGAGCUAUAUUUAGAACCCAUAGCGCUGCAGCCGACAGCUCUCUGUUUAAAUUCCCACGCAUUAAGCUGACAGCGCUUUGUUCAAAAUUUUGCUCGCCAAACUGGCAGCGCUGUGUGUAUUACCUUUCCGCAACAAGUCUGUAGCGCUGUGUAUUGCUUUACGUGCCAGUCUGCGGCUGAUAGCACUUUGUUUCCCAAAGGGUGAGGGGGUCUUGCUGGGAUGCAGUCCCCUGCCAUUGGUUAUAGUUUAAAUUUGGGAGCAGCACUAUUGGCCAGGACUUACCAGCAGUUAUUUCAACAGCUGAUUUCUUACCUGUAUAAAGGCAGGCGCCAGUAAGCCAGGUUACUUCAAAUUCAUGUACGAGAGGGAUUCACCGACUGGCUUCGUCGCGAUCUGUGCCACGGA
Leucoraja erinaceus (little skate) is the source of this 1298-nucleotide messenger RNA. Its product is annotated as U5 small nuclear ribonucleoprotein 40 kDa protein-like. Gene Ontology annotation, molecular function: protein binding; RNA binding. Gene Ontology annotation, cellular component: catalytic step 2 spliceosome. Lineage: Eukaryota; Metazoa; Chordata; Chondrichthyes; Rajiformes; Rajidae. The record is from RefSeq and is a predicted model, not a curated record.